Messenger RNA from Tinamus guttatus (white-throated tinamou), 1086 nucleotides. The record is from RefSeq and is a predicted model, not a curated record. NCBI's taxonomy places the organism in Eukaryota, Metazoa, Chordata, Aves, Tinamiformes, Tinamidae.
CUCUGCAGGCGCCGGCUGAUCUCCCAGCGAUCUUCUCUGGAGACCCUGGAGGACAUUGAGGAAAAUGCCCCGCUGCGGAGAUGUCGGACUCUCUCAGGAUCCCCCAGACCAAAGAACUUUAAGAAGGUUCAUUUCAUCAAGAACAUGCGGCAGCACGACACCAGGAACGGCAGAAUAGUCCUUAUCAGCAGCAGAAGAUCCUUCUGUAGCAUAUUUUCAGUGCUGCCAUAUCGAGACUGUACCCAAGUCGGGGAUGUGAAGUUGGACGGAGGACGUCAGUGCCAUUCUGCGGGAGUGUGUCUGAAAGAAAUAAUUGGGCUUGAAGGUGUGGAGCUGGGAGCGGAUGGGAAGACGGUUUCUUACACGCAGUUCUUGUUUCCCACGAACGCCCUGGGCGCGCGGAGGAACACCAUCGACUCCACCUCGUCCUUCUCGCAGUUCCGCAACGCCAGCCAUCGCAGCCUCUCUUUGGCAAGAGCUAACAGCACCCAAGGGAGCAUCGAUGCAGGUAGCGAACUGGGAGACUAUGUUGAAUAUGAUCCAAAUCUUCUAGAUGAUCCUCAAUGGCCCUGUGGCAAACAUAAACGGGUUUUAAUAUUCCCUUCGUAUAUGACUACAGUCAUUGACUAUGUGAAGCCAUCAGAUCUCAAGAAGGACAUGAACGAGACCUUCAAGGAGAAGUUCCCUCACAUCAAGUUAACCCUCAGUAAAAUACGAAGCUUGAAGAGAGAGAUGCGCAAGCUGGCUCAGGAGGAGUGCGGUUUCGAGGAGCCCACCGUGGCCAUGGCCUUCGUGUACUUCGAGAAGCUGGCGCUCAAGGGCAAGCUCAACAAGCAGAACAGGAAGCUCUGUGCUGGUGCCUGCGUGCUCCUUGCCGCCAAGAUAGGCAGCGACCUCAGAAAACACGAAGUCAAGCAUCUUAUAGACAAACUGGAAGAGAAGUUCCGGCUGAACCGGCGCGAGCUCAUCGCCUUCGAGUUCCCGGUGCUGGUGGCCCUGGAGUUCGCGCUGCACCUGCCCGAGCACGAAGUGAUGCCGCACUACAGACGCCUGCUGCAGCACUCCUAGCGCCGGCUGCCCUGCCGG